AUGGACACGAGGAUCAUAGCCAAGACGAAGUGCAACUACAGGAAGGAGCUGCUCGACGUGAAGGUAUCAACCAUGUUGGUGGCCCGCUAUCUGCUCAUGAGUGACCUUGGCAUCCAUGAGCUUCAGCAUCUCAAGCUUGGCGUCCAAAUCCGGCCGCGCACGAGGACCCUUACGAGAAGACUGAGACUUCUUACUCCCCCCAUUCGUGACCUUCGGGCGUUUAGAUUGUCCCCUUCCACCGGUGUCAGCUGCUGGCGCCUUGCGCUUGCCGUCCUUGGCGACGCACGCACUGCAAAUGCGGUGCUGUUCGUUGUCGCCAAACAUGCUGCCUCAAUUGCCGUGGAGCCGCCCCCCACAUCCUCCCUUGAAAGGGUGGCCUUGUGGGGCCUGCGGCGUCUUAUCCUGUUGAGCGCACAGUUCACCUUCCGCACACGGCAUGCAUCGACCGCGCUAACCGGCUGACCAAUUAAAAGACGUCAGUGCCAGCGGGUAAAAAUCAAGGUCCCUGGAAGGAGGCCAAAACUCGAAAAAUGCGCAAUGCGCUUGAUGCGAAUGCCAAUACGACUCUCUCUACAUGUUCUUUCACGAAGACACACAUCUCAGCUUCACACAUGCCCUCGCCCGAACCUAGGAAGCCACUGAUGCAAAGAGCGGAGGACAGCAAAAGGGUUAUUUCAAGCCCAGCCGAAGCCAGGAUAUCGUGGUAUGCUGCAUCUCCCAAUUUGAUGAUCGUACACUCCCAAGAUCCAACAGUCAUCGUGUCAGC
Messenger RNA from Ectocarpus sp. CCAP 1310/34, 766 nucleotides. Lineage: Eukaryota; Phaeophyceae; Ectocarpales; Ectocarpaceae. The record is from the annotation of a GenBank genome assembly.